Molecule: messenger RNA, 279 nt
Organism: Micromonas commoda
Lineage: Eukaryota; Viridiplantae; Chlorophyta; Mamiellophyceae; Mamiellales; Mamiellaceae
Exons: 3
Biological process (GO): mitochondrial translation
Cellular component (GO): small ribosomal subunit; ribosome
Molecular function (GO): structural constituent of ribosome
Source: RefSeq, a predicted model, not a curated record
AUGCCGGUGCGGAUUCGACUCGCCCGCUACGGGCACAGGAACCAUCCGUUCUAUCGGAUAUACGUGGCGGACUCGAGAGCGCCGAGGGACGGGAGGCACCUCGAGAUCGUGGGGCACUACGAUCCCAAGCCGGAGAUCGACGGAAACAAGCACCUCGGGCUGAAGAUCGACCGCGUGAAGUAUUGGCUCUCGGUCGGCGCGCAACCCUCGGACACGGUGGCGAGACUCUUGGGACAGGCGGGCAUCAUACCGCCGCCGCCGAGGAAAGGCGGCGGCAGG